UACCUGGUUCUCGCACAUGUGAUCUCAAGUCAACCAGCGUUAGUUGACCAAAUAGCAACUGCGCAUUUUGGCAUUAUCUCCAAGAAUCAACUGUGCGUGCAGCUGCAGCCGCCUCCGUCCGCUCUCUUCAACGAGUUCCUCCGCCACUCUCUUAACAAAUUGGGAACCCACAAAACAUUCCGAUUUUCAAGGCUCGCUCCAAUGAACGGCCAUGGCCUCCAAAUCGUUUAAGAAGAAGACUAACAGCAAGCGAUCUGGCUCCAAGUCGGCCGCCUCGAUGGCCUUUUCCAAGCACUGGUAUCUCAGAAGAAUCUUCACUGCAAUAUCGAUUAUUUUGCUUGUUUGUGUAAUUGUUGUUUUGGGAGUUUCGUCAAACACUUGGAAUAAGUUAUCGUCCGUUAAUCACUCCCUUCACUCUUACGGCUAUGUAGUCAAUGAAUUCCCUCACGAUCCCAAUGCCUUCACUCAGGGCCUUGUUUAUGCAGGAAAUGAUACCUUAUUUGAGUCAACUGGUCUUUACCGGCACUCAUCGGUUCGGAAAAUAGCUCUUCGGACUGGAAAGGUUCAAAUUCUUCAGAAGAUGGCUGAUUCAUAUUUUGGAGAGGGUUUAACUCUUCUUGGUGAAAGGCUGUUCCAAGUAACUUGGUUGACGAAAAUUGGUUUCAUAUAUGACAGAAAAAAUUUGAAGAAAUCAGAGCAAUUUACACAUGAGAUGGAUGACGGUUGGGGACUGGCCACUGAUGGCAAAAUCUUAUAUGGAAGUGAUGGGACUUCAACACUGUAUCAGAUGGAUCCCCAGACACUAAAAGUCACAAGAAAACAUGUCAUCAAAUUUAAUGGUCAGAGUGUACGCUACCUGAAUGAAUUGGAAUAUAUAAAUGGUGAAAUAUGGGCAAAUGUUUGGCAGACUGACUGCAUUGUACGAAUCUCACCUAAUAAUGGUACUAUACUUGGAUGGAUUCUUCUUCAGACUUUAAGGCAAGGAUUAAUAGCAGCUGGAUACAAUGGUAUUGAUGUUUUAAAUGGCAUUGCUUGGGAUAGCAACAAUAAUCGGAUUUUUGUUACUGGAAAACUCUGGCCAAAGCUUUAUGAGAUCAAGCUGCAUCCUGCACAGAAACAGUAUAAUGAUGAUGUCAUUGAGCAGCUCUGCUUGCCUUGAAAAGCUACCUACACCCCCAAGGGCUGGGUUCAAUACAUGAAACAAGAAUUAAAAAUUUUCCAUUUCAGUACAGGUUGAUUGGAAAUUUCAGAUAUAUUCAUACCUGAUUGCUAGAGUCUUUUCUCGUAGAAUUUGUUUGUCCUGUUUGGUCGAGAAUAAAUAUUGAGUAUUAUAUAUGCACAGAACAGUGUAAUAGGUCAUCACAUCACAAAUAAAAAGAUUUUCUGUUUGGAUUCACCAUUCUUCA
This is a messenger RNA of Theobroma cacao (cacao), 1406 nucleotides long. It is a transcript of the gene QC, whose product is annotated as glutaminyl cyclase. NCBI's taxonomy places the organism in Eukaryota, Viridiplantae, Streptophyta, Magnoliopsida, Malvales, Malvaceae. Gene Ontology annotation, molecular function: glutaminyl-peptide cyclotransferase activity. The record is from RefSeq and is a predicted model, not a curated record.